CGUAACUACAUUUUAUACCUAUACACAUACAUACACGGACGCAUAUUAUAUAUCAGUCUUGUACUACUCGGCGUCCGACCGUACGCGGACUCGAUCUACUUGCGGACACGGGGUAGAGAUGCUCUCUACUCCUGACUUUUUUACGGCGCGCCAGAAACCGCGUGCCAUUGUUUCUCUACCCCCUUGAUUUUAUCCUUGUUGUUUGUAUUUGUUAACCCCUCCCUGUUCCUCGUAUUGCUCGUUGAUAUACAUUAUUAUACCGAUGGUGAGGAGCAAAAGUGCAGCCAAGAUGCACCAUCGGCCAAAGAGGAAGCCCUGCCCGUCGUUGAUUUUCCGCGAGUGCGGCCCGACUGCAGGUGCAACGAGCCUCCGUCGUCGUCCAGCCGCUUUUGCCACUACCGUUGCCGCGGCUAUCAACGCCCACUCGAGACUUAGAGCCGCAGUAGAGUCGCCUUUGAUUACCCGCAGUUGCCGAGCCGCUGAGGACGAUGUGACUGGGCGGAGGCAGUGAAGGCGGAGGACUGGCCCCGGAAGAUGCGAGCUCGGCGCGCGCUGCUCGCGCUCCUCGCUCUGCUGGGCCUGAUGGGCCACAUCACUUGCGCCACGGAGGCCGAAAACUCGGAUGGCAACAACAACAACAACAACAACAACAACACCAAAGAGGCGCGCUCGGCCAAGAUCGGCAGUAGCAGCAGCGGGGGCAGCAGUAACAGCCGCCAACGGGGCAGCUCGUGGCGCCUCGUGGUCGUAUUGGCGCAGAGCCAGCCGAGCCGCUUGGAGGCCCAACGCGCGUGGGAACUCGCGGUCCCGGAACUGGCUCACACCGACGUCGAGCUGGCCUACGUCGAGGCACGGGCUCUGCCAACCAACCCGACCCAACCCGGCGAGACUCGCCCCAAAGCCCACCCCACCGCCCUCCUCGAUCGCUUCUGCGCCGACAUCAAGCAAGGCAAGACCAUACUCACCAUCGUCCUCGGCGGAGGCUCCGCCGCCAGGUUCCUCAUGACCGCGGCCGCCUCCCUGCAACUGCCCACCAUGUGGAUACCCCUGUCCCACAGGGACUUUAUACGGCUGGGUCGUCCGAGCGAGUACGAGAGCCGCGUGGGCACGAGUUCCGAGGAAAUGGGCGCAGCGGCCUCGGCCCUGAUGCACAAGGCCCACUGGCACGCGUUCACCCUGCUGGUGGACCCAAGCCUCCUGCCGGUCCGCGACCUCGUGCCCGACGUCCAGGAGAAGAUGCGCCCGGGGGGCGAGACCCGGGAAACCGGUAGCGGCAACCACCUCGUGCCCCGCUCCAUCAUCUACCUGCCCACGGACGAGCGGAGCCUCAACGCCCGGCUGAGGCGCGUCGCCGAGGAAAACGGCCGGGGCAGCGUCAUCGUCCUCGGCUGCGACCUCGCCAACGCCCGCAAGGUCAUCGGCCUCGCCAACAAGCUCGACAUGCUCGCCGGCAGGUUCCUCUGGCUGUGGCUCGACCUCAAAGCCGAGCUCAGGUCGAACGAGCCGAACAUCAUCGGCACGCACGUGCUGCAGAACGCCCGGGUAUCGGUGACGAGCGACCACAUACCGGGCGCCCUCGACAGCCAGGAGUUCGGGCCGAACCUCGCCCCGGACGCCGACGACCUGAGCUUCCACACGCUGUCGAACCUCGCGAGUGAGAUGCACAGGCUCCAGGAACAACAGCCCCAGCACCACUGGCACGCCGACCUCAAGGAUCGGAAGCCGAAAAAGCGGGAGAUGCCACCACCUGCCAGCGUAGAGGAGGACGACGAGGGCUACGACAGAGGCGUCAACUCCAAGAGCUUCAUGCCCCUGGGUAUGCUGGCGCUGCGCCCGGCCAACCCGCGACUCACCGGCAAGGACGGGCUGUUGGAGCGGGGGUUGCGCGAGGCGGCCCAGGCGGUGGACCGGGCGAUGGUGGAGACGCGGCCGCGGCACGCGAGGCUAGCCGAGCCCCAGCUCAGGGAGCUGUUCGUGCCGGAGUGCCUCGCGGCGCGGCGCACGGGUUUCUUGGGGAACGAGGUGCGCCCCAACGUCUCGGCAGCCAUCACGAGGCGGCUCCGCGAGAACGCGAGGCGCGUGUCCCGCGACGCCGCCGAGUUUCACCUGCUCAACCUACAGGCUGUGCUCUACCCUGGCAACAAGACCCAACUCAGGUGGACGAAAGUUGGGUUGGUGAGGGGCGGCAGGGAGGUGAGAUUGGACACGAUAGUGUGGCCCGGGGGAGGCAUAGUACCGGCGUACGUCGAGGAGGGCAGGGAAAAAAUCGGCAUGCCCUCGUACAAGAUAGUGACGGCGCUCGCGCCCCCCUUCGCCAUGGUGACGAAUCUCCAGGAGGGCGCCUGCCUCCGCGGGCUCAUCUGCAAACACGGGGGUGCCGUCAAGUGCUGCUACGGCUACUCCAUGGACCUGCUCUACCAUGUGUCCCAGGAUCUCGAGUUCCGGUUCGACCUGCACGUGGCGAAGGACGGGCUGUUUGGUCGUCGGCGUGGGCGCAACGGCACGUGGAACGGCGUCAUAGGCGAGCUGCUGACGGGCAAGGCCCAACUGGCCUUUGCCCCGCUGAGCGUCUACUCGCACCGGUCGCAGGUGGUCGACUUCACGACGCCCUACUACUUCAGCAGCGUGAGCUUCCUCAUAGCGCCCAAGGAGCGCCACGAGAUAUCCCUCCUCGCGUUCCUCCAGCCCUUCAGUCCCGAGCUCUGGAUCGCCGUGUUCACCUCGCUCAACAUCACCGCGAUGUUCGUCGCCGCCUACGAGUGGUUCUCCCCCUUUGGGCUCAACCCGUGGGGCAGGCAGCGCAGCAAGAACUUUAGCAUAGCCUCGGCCCUGUGGGUCACCUGGGGCCUGCUCUGCGGCCACCUCGUCGCCUUCAAGGCCCCCAAAUCUUGGCCCAACAAGUUCCUCAUCAACGUCUGGGGUGGCUUCUCCGUCAUCUUUGUCGCCUCGUACACCGCCAACAUAGCCGCCCUCAUUGCCGGACUCUUCUUCCACUCGACCGUCAACAACUACUACGACAGGAGCCUGCUGCUGCAAAAGGUGUCGGCGCCAAAGGCCUCGGCGGCCGAGUACUACGUGCAACAGGCGAACCCGCGACUCUGGUCGUACAUGUCGCGGUACUCGGUCGCCGACGUCGAGGACGGGGUCGAGCGAUUGUUGAACGGCAGCGUCGACAUAUUGAUUGCCGACACGCCCAUCAUCGACUACUACCGGCUCACCGACAACGGCUGCCGGCUCGAGAAAAUCGGCGACUCCAUCAAGGAGGACACGUACGCGGUCGGCCUCUCCAAGGGCCACCCCAUGAGGGAGAGCAUAUCCAAGGUCAUCGCCAACUACACGAGCACCGGCCUCCUCGACAUUCUACAAGAGAAAUGGUACGGGGGUCUGCCGUGUAUGCGGGGCGUAGCCUCGGGCAUCGGGUUCGACGGUCAGCCGCGGCAGGAAGGUCAGCCCCGACCGCUGGGCGUGGCCUCAGUGGCCGGGGUCUUUUGCCUUCUUGGCCUCGGCAUGACCCUGGGCAUCAUCAUCCUCAUCGGCGAGCACAUAUUUUACAAGUACAGCCUGCCCAAGUUGCGCCAGUGCCCGCAGAACUCCAUGUGGCGCAGCCGGAACGUCAUGUUUUUCUCCCAGAAGCUCUACAGGUUCAUCAAUUGCGUGGAACUCGUGUCGCCGCACCACGCGGCCCGCGAACUCGUACACACCGUCAGGCAGGGACAGAUCACCUCGCUCUUCCAGAAGAGCGUCAAGAGGAAGGAACACGAACAGCGUCGCAGACGUAAAAGCAAAGCGCAGUUCUUUGAGAUGAUCCAGGAAAUACGAAGAGUGCAGCAGGAAGAGAAGGCCGAGGCGGCGGCUCGCGGUGCCAUUCGGAAGGAGCUGGCGGCAGCCGAGAGGUCUCAUGGCGCUCGUAGCCGGAGUAAAAGUCCGAUGGGCGGGGGCCAAGGAGAGAGGAGCCGGAGCUCGAGCAACUUGAUGCCGGUGAGCCUCGAGCCGGGCAACAGCGGCAUGGGGGCCAAGCCGCGCGACUUCACCCUCAGCAGCUCGAACCUGAGGGCCCGGAGUCCCCUGGAGUUGGUGGGCAGGCGGCUGAGUCACGGGGACGGUGGCGCGUCGCCUCCGCCGACUCCGAAACUCGGGCCUGGUUGGGGGGGGACGUCGGUGAGUUUUGGGGCCUCGGUUGGUGCGGUGGGUACGCCUAGGCCUUUGCCGAGGGGCGAGACGAUCGCUGGGCCGUCCGCGGCGCCUACGCCCAAGCAGCACCGCAGCCCGACGAAGAGGGGCCAGUCUUUCCCGGCCUUUGCCACGCUGAGGAUGCCCUCGAGCUCCGGGCACCAUUUUGUGAAGAGUCCGCUGUUGUCGCCAAUCAGCACCGAAAUGACCUCGGCGAUAGGCCGCAAGUUGUCGCGCGAGUGGGGCUCGGGGAUAGACCUCAGCCGGUCGUCGGAAGCCAUAAGCUCUACCUCGAGCGGCCGUGGGCUCUACGAGCAGCAACGCCGGCCAAAGGAGGAGCCAGCGCCGCGUCGCAAAAAGAGCCUGCACCAGCCCUCGGAGGAGCAAGCCCCGGUGCCGAUGAGGCGAGCCCGCAGCCACGAGAACAAGGAGACGAGCAGCGGGUUCGGCGAGUGCUCGGCCCUCCAGUCGGUCCUCGGCGGCCAGGCCACCAACCAACGCGACAAGAAGAAACUCGAGUCCGAGCUCAAGGCCAUCCUCACCGCCCGGGCCCACCACUUUGAACUCCACCCGCCCUGACCGCCCGCGGCUGCCCGACCGGCUCGCCGCCACUAGAUGAUCAACCAUCGCGUCGCAAAUGUUGUGUUGUAUUAUAUAAUAUGUACACCCGCGGACGACCACCCGUUCUCGUAACCGCGAGCCUCUGAGGGGCUUUCCCGGUGUUUUUUUUAAUCUAUCUAUAUCUACGCCGCUGGCUGUGAUGCAGGCCAUCGACAGUGUCACGCAUAACAAUAUAUCGAGAGCAGAAACAAAACAAAAACGUCACAGUAUAUUACAUGCAUAUACAUAAACAAAAAGAUAAGCAAUAUCAGAUGAUUUCUAGGUCACUUUUUAGAAGAAUCUGAUAGUUUAAGUGA
Molecule: messenger RNA, 5087 nt
Organism: Copidosoma floridanum
Lineage: Eukaryota; Metazoa; Arthropoda; Insecta; Hymenoptera; Encyrtidae
Biological process (GO): monoatomic ion transport
Cellular component (GO): membrane
Molecular function (GO): ligand-gated monoatomic ion channel activity; signaling receptor activity
Source: RefSeq, a predicted model, not a curated record